GAGAUCAAUGAAAAUCCUCAGAUCCUGCCAAACAUCACUCUGGGCUUUGGUAUAUAUAACAACUAUUUAACAGCAACAUGGACUUACCUUGCUUCUAUGGAGCUUCUUUCUUCACAUGACAAAUUUGUUCCCAAAUACAAAUCCAGCAUCCACCAAAACUUAGUAUGUGUUAUUGCGGGACCAAACUCUCAUCUCUCUCAGGUUAUGGCAGACAUCCUGAGUAUUUACAAGAUUCCACAGGUUACAUAUGGCUCUGCUCCAGUGAUGGAUAACAGGAUUCAUACAGCUUUCUUUUAUCAAAUGUUUCCAAAUGAACAUCUUCAAAUUAUGGGGAUUCUCCAGUUACUGCUUCAUUUUAAGUGGUCCUGGAUUGGGAUACUUUUUCACAAAAAUGAGAUUGCUGAAAGAUUUAUCAGAGAAGUGCUUGUCUUAUUUUCCCAGAAUGGAAUCUGUUUCGAUUACAUUGAAGAAUUUCCAAUAGUAACUUUUUCAAAUGAUUUGGGAGAAAAAAUGGAUAGUUUUCUUCAAAUAUACAAAGUCAUUACAACAAGCAUAUCUAGUGUUGUGAUUGUAUAUUGUGAAAAUCAGAUUAUGGUUCUUUUCAGAAUUAUCUCCUCUGUUUCAGAAUAUUUGGACACAACAUUAGAGAGAAAAGACAAAGUCUGGAUUUUUUCAGCCCAGAUGGAAUACACUUCACUUCCAUUUCAAAGAGACAGCAGUAUGGACUUCAUCCAUGGGGCUCUUUCUUUCUCAGUUUCAUCAAAAGAAUUAUUAGGAUUCAAGACAUUUCUUCAGAUGAGAAACAGUGUUCCAGAAGAGGAAGAUAGUUUUUCAAGGGUCUUUUGGGAACAAGCCUUUGGAUGUUCCUUCUCAAAUUCCACUUUAAAUACAAAGUCAGAAGAAAGGUGCACUAGGGAAGAGAAGUUGGAGAAUCUUCCAGACUCUGUUUUUCAACUGGGCAUGACUGGGCAAAGCUACAGUAUCUACAAUGCAGUCUAUGGUGUGGCACAUGCUCUCCAAGCCAUACAUACAUCCCACUCCAAGCACAGAGCAAUGGCUGCUAGAGGGAAGCAGAAGCUUCUCUUUCAUCAAGUAUGGCAGACACAACCUCUUUCUUUGUGCAAUGCUCAUUGCUCCUUGGGGUACAGCAAAGUCAAAAUAGAAGGGAAGCCAUUUUGCUGUUAUAAAUGCCUUUGUUGCCCAGAAGGGAAAAUUGCCAACCAGACAGAUUUAGAUGACUGUAUCCCAUGUCCUGAAGAAAGCUAUCCUAACAAGAACCAAGAUCUGUGCAUUCAAAAACAUCCAACCUUCUUGUCUUACAAAGAACCCUUAGGAAUCACUUUGACCAGUGUUGCUUUCUUUUUUUCUUUCAUCUCAGCUGUGGUACUGGGGGUCUUCAUUAAAAAUCAGAACACUCCCAUUGUCAAAGCCAACAACCGGAACCUCACCUACAUUCUUCUCAUUGCUCUCUUCCUCUCUUUCCUUUGCACUUUGCUUUUCAUUGGACAACCUGACCAAGUAAAAUGUCUCAUGAGACAAACUUCUUUUGGCAUCAUAUUCUCUAUAGCCCUUUCUUGUAUAUUGGGUAAAACAACCAUAGUGGUCCUUGCUUUCAUGGUCACCAAGCCAGGCUCCAAAAUGAGGAAAUGGGUCGGGAAAAGGCUGGCCAACAUUAUUGUCCUGUCUUGCUCCCUGGUACAAAUCACCAUUUGUAGUGUGUGGCUAGCAAUUUCUCCCCCAUUCCCUGAUUCAGACAUGCAUUCCAUGGUUGAUGAAAUUGUUCUGGAAUGUAAUGAAGGCUCAGUCAUUAUGUUUUAUAUGGUCCUUGGUUUUAUGGGGUUCUUGGCGGCCAUCAGCUUCACAGUGGCCUUUCUAGCCAGGAAGUUACCUGAUAGCUUUAAUGAAGCCAAAUUUAUUACCUUCAGUAUGUUGGUCUUUUGUAGUGUCUUGAUAUCCUUUGUUCCCACCUAUCUGAGCAGCAAAGGAAAAUACAUGGUGGCUGUGGAGGUCUUCUCCAUUUUGAUGUCUGCAGCAGGAUUACUGUGCUGCAUCUUUUCUCCCAAAUGCUAUAUUAUUAUUCUGAGGCCUGAUUUGAACAGAAAGGAGCAGCUAACAAAGAAACACAUGUGA
Messenger RNA from Crotalus tigris (Tiger rattlesnake), 2130 nucleotides. Its product is annotated as extracellular calcium-sensing receptor-like. The annotation marks the transcript as partial. Gene Ontology annotation, molecular function: G protein-coupled receptor activity. Gene Ontology annotation, cellular component: membrane. The record is from RefSeq and is a predicted model, not a curated record. NCBI's taxonomy places the organism in Eukaryota, Metazoa, Chordata, Lepidosauria, Squamata, Viperidae. The transcript is spliced from 4 exons. Gene Ontology annotation, biological process: G protein-coupled receptor signaling pathway.